Molecule: messenger RNA, 4766 nt
Organism: Exophiala viscosa
Lineage: Eukaryota; Fungi; Ascomycota; Eurotiomycetes; Chaetothyriales; Herpotrichiellaceae
Product: ABC multidrug transporter
Exons: 11
Coding region: 186-4766 (1526 amino acids)
Biological process (GO): transmembrane transport
Cellular component (GO): membrane
Molecular function (GO): ATP hydrolysis activity; ABC-type transporter activity; ATP binding
Source: RefSeq, a predicted model, not a curated record
CUGUUUGUUGUGCCCGGAAUGUUUUGCUCCCGUCCUCAACCUUGUUGCAUUUCCUUAUAUAUCUUCCCCAACUUACAUAUAUACUCGAAUUUGUAAGAGUGUAUGCACUCAAGGUGAGGUUUGACAGCCCUUCCUCAUCCGUUCAGUACCGGCCUUUCCAGUCAAUGCCUACUUCAGACUGGUGAAUGCAUCUGCACGAUAUGGCACAACGCGAUAACCAGCAGACGGCAGUGUCUGCACGGUUCGAAGACGACCAUCGGUCGCUCUCCACCAGAAGUGGUAUAGGCUCUGAUGGUCCAUUUUUUGAGCCCAUCCGAACCAGAAAGACACGAGAUGAAGCCGACUACCAGUUCGACAACGGUGAUGUGGCCAAGCGUGGCGAAUUGGCAAGAUUGGCUACGCUGCUGUCUGGUGGUCAAGCCACUCGUACGCACAGCACUGCUGGCCUCUCGAAACAAGACACGGUCACAGGCAUGACCCUCGAGUCCCCAGAGUUCGAUCCGUCCCAUCCCGCUUUCAACUUCUUUCUCUGGAUGCGAAAAUUCACGCAACUGCUUGAACAGCAAGGACACAGGCUGCAACGAAGCGGUUUCACCUUCAGAGACCUCAAUGUCUCGGGCAAAGGCGCAGCCCUCGUGCUCCAGGACACUGUUGGCUCCAUGUUCAUGCAGCCCUUCCGUUUCCGAGAAGCGUUUGGUCACCCGCAAGAGAAGCAGAUUUUGCGCAACUUCAAUGGUCACGUCAACAGUGGAGAGCUUCUUAUCGUGCUGGGUAGACCCGGUAGUGGGUGUUCCACCUUCUUGAAGACCAUCUGCGGCGAACUUCAGGGCCUGCAGCUCUCCGAGAAGUCUGUUGUCUCCUACAAUGGUAUACCACAAGACGUGUUCCUAAAGGAGUUCCGCGGCGAGGCCGUCUACAACCAGGAGAACGAAAGACAUUUCCCUCACUUGACCGUGGGUGAAACACUCGAGUUCGCUGCCGCCUGCCGGACUCCUUCCAACAGAAUGUUUGACCUACCCCGAGCUAGCUGGGUCAAGCACAUGUCGGCCGUCAUGAUGAACAUCUUCGGUCUUUCCCAUACUAAGAACACAAAGGUCGGCGAUGACUUUGUUCGCGGGGUCAGUGGUGGCGAGCGCAAACGUGUAAGCAUUGCAGAGAUGGCAUUGGCAGGGCCUCAAAUCGCCGCAUGGGACAACUCAACUCGAGGGCUUGACUCCCAAACUGCACUCGAAUUCGUCCGGUCAUUGAGGAUUGCCGGAGAUGUUGGUGGUCUUACCUCACUGAUUGCCAUCUAUCAAGCCUCGCAAGCAAUCUAUGACCUUUGUGACAAAGUCAUCGUGCUGUAUGAAGGCCGACAGAUCUAUUUUGGUCCCACAGACGAAGCACGAGCUUACUUUGAGGACAUGGGCUGGUAUUGCCCGGCCAGGCAGACAACAGGAGACUUCUUGACGUCAGUCACCAAUCCUCGAGAAAGAAAGGCCCAGGAUGGUCUCGCAAACAAAGUACCUCGGACAGUUGAAGAGUUCGAAAAGUACUGGCUCGAAAGUCCGAACUACAAAGAAUGUCAGGUUGAAUCUGAACACGCUGUUGAGGUCAACGCCGAUGGCAAAGAAGCACUAUCGGGCCUGAGAGAGACCCACAAGCGCAUGCAAGCCCAGCACACCCGGCCCCAAUCACCUUACAUGGUUAGUAUAUUCAUGCAAAUCCGCCUUUGUACAAGACGAGCCUACCAAAGGAUCUGGAAUGACAAGGCGUCAACACUUGCCGUCAUUUUCAGUGAAAUCGCUCAGGCCCUCAUCAUUGGGUCUGUCUUCUAUGGCACGCCGUUGUCGACAGGGUCAUUCUUUGCCAAGGGAUCAGUCUUGUUCUUCGCGGUGCUGCUCAGCGCUCUUCAGUCUAUCGUCGAGAUCAACACUUUAUAUGCCCAGCGGCCGAUUGUCACCAAGCACAAGUCAUAUGCCUUCUACCAUCCUUUUACCGACGCGGUAGCUGGAAUUGUGGCCGACCUGCCCAUCAAGUUCUGCAUCGCAACGGUCUUCAACAUCAUCUUAUAUUUUCUGGCGGGCCUGAGGACGGAACCAUCACAGUUCUUCAUUUUCUUCCUAUUCAAUUUCAUGUCCAUGUUGACCAUGUCUGCGAUCUUCAGGACCACGGCCGCUAUGACCAAGACAAUCAGUGCGGCUUUAGCCAUCGCAGGUAUCAUGGUGCUGUGGAUUGUGAUCUACACUGGAUUUACUCUGCAACGCUCUUACAUGCAUCCAUGGUUCAAAUGGACCAGUUGGAUCAACCCGGUUGCUUAUGCCUUCGAAGCCCUCCUAGUCAACGAAGUACACGGACGACAAUUCCCAUGCGCAACGACUAGCUUGGUGCCUCCCUAUGGAACUGGCAACCACUUCCAGUGCGCUGUUGCAGGUGCUGUAGCUGGCCACAUCGAGGUUUCCGGCGAUGCGUGGGUGCAGUCCUCGUAUGGAUAUUCCUAUAGCCACAUUUGGCGAAACCUCGGCUUUCUCUUCGCGUUUAUGAUCUUCUUCUACACCAUGUACUUCAUUGCAAGCGAGUUGAACUCGGAUUCGACAUCGGCAGCGGAAUUUUUGGUUUUCCGACGAGGUCAUGUCCCGUCAUACAUGCAACAUGGCGUUCGCAGAGAUGAAGAAAUGGUAGCUGGUUCCGACGAAAAGCCAUCGACCUCGAACGACGUGGUUGUCGGUGAGAACCAGCAGGAACAGGUCAAGGCUCUCCCGGCACAGAGGGAUGUCUUCACCUGGCGCGAUGUCACCCUCGACAUCAAAAUCAAAGGCGAGCCUCGACGACUGCUUGACGGCAUAUCUGGUUGGGUCAAGCCUGGGACUCUUACAGCCUUGAUGGGAACAUCCGGUGCCGGCAAGACUACCCUGCUGGACGCAUUGGCACAAAGGGUCAGCAUUGGUGUUUUGACUGGCGAUAUGCUCGUGAACGGCAAACCACUCGAUGCCUCGUUUCAACGUAAAACGGGCUACGUCCAGCAACAGGAUCUGCAUCUCGAAACCACAACUGUCCGCGAAGCAUUGCGGUUUUCAGCGAACUUGAGACAGCCAAAAUCCGUCUCAAAGCAGGAGAAGGACGCAUUCGUCGAAGACGUAAUCAAGAUGCUCAACAUGGAGGACUUCAGCGAAGCCGUCGUCGGCAAUCCCGGUGAAGGUCUGAACGUGGAACAGCGCAAACUUCUUACCAUUGGCGUCGAACUCGCUGCGAAGCCGGCCCUACUCAUCUUCCUGGACGAGCCCACCUCGGGUCUGGACAGCCAGAGCUCCUGGUCAAUCGUGGCAUUCCUGCGUAAGCUCGCCGAUUCCGGACAGGCGGUACUCUGCACUAUUCAUCAGCCAUCGGCGAUUCUAUUUCAGGAGUUUGACCGGCUCUUAUUCCUCAUGAAGGGCGGCAAGACCAUUUAUUUUGGUGACAUUGGGCCCAACUCAAGGACUAUGCUCGAUUACUUUGAAGGUAACGGUGCUCCACAAUGCGAAGACGAUGCGAAUCCGGCGGAAUACAUGCUUGAUAUAUGCGGCAAUAAAGCUACCCGGGACUGGAGCGAGGUGUGGAAGGCGACACCAGAAGCCCGAGAAGUUCAAGCCGAGCUCGACCGGAUCCAUGAAGCGAAGAGGUCGGAGCCCCUCGUUGAACAAGGGGCCCCUACACAGUUUGCCAUGCCGCUGACCUCACAGGUAUACUAUGUUACCGUCCGCGUGUUUCAGCAGUACUGGAGGACGCCGUCAUAUAUCAGCGGCAAGUUCUUGCUCGGUAUCAUGAGUGCCCUAUUCAUAGGCUUUUCCUUCUACAAACAAAACAGCACGAUGGCCGGAUUACAGAACACCAUUUUCGGCAUUUUCAUGCUCGUCACGAUAUUCUCGACAUUCGUCCAGCAAAUCAUGCCACGCUUCGUCAUCCAGCGAUCUCUCUACGAAGUCAGGGAACGACCGUCCAAGGCGUACUCCUGGAUUGCGUUUCUUGUAGCCAACAUAGUCGUCGAGAUGCCCUAUCAGAUCGUUCUAGCGGUACUCAUGUGGAUAUCCUGGUACUUUGCGCUGUUCGGCAAGGACCAGAGCGGCGAGGCCAGAGGUCUCAUCUUGUUGUUCGUCGUCCAGUUCAUGCUGUUCACCAGCACGUUCGCGCAUAUGAUCAUUGCGGCGUUGCCGGAUGCGGAGACGGCGGGCAAUAUCGCGACGCUCUUGUUCAGCAUGAUGCUCACUUUCGAUGGCGUGCUACAGGCGCCGAGUGCAUUGCCUGGUUUUUGGAUCUUUAUGUAUCGUGCAUCGCCAAUGACUUAUAUGGUCUCAGGCUGGGCCAGCACAGGCCUCCAUGGUCGUCACGUCGAGUGCGCGCAAAAUGAAAAGGCCAUCUUCGAUCCGCCGUCCGGCCAGACUUGCGCCCAAUAUCUCGCAGAGUACCUUCGUGCCGGCGCGCCAGGACAGCUGCUCAACCCGAGCGCCACUACGAGUUGCGAGUAUUGCCCGCUCACAUCGGCGGACCAGUUUCUCGCUUCCAGCGACAUCUACUACAGCCAGCGCUGGCGGAACUUUGGGAUCGGGUUCAUUUACAUCUUCUUCAACAUCUUUGGGUGCAUCAUGCUUUAUUACCUCUUCCGAGUGCGACGACUUAGUCUCGCCAGUCUCGCCAAAGGGCCGGCUCGUUUCGCGGACAUUGUUUUCAUACAAGGGUUCAGAAGGUUGUUUGCGAGACAUGUCGAGCCGACGCCUUUGGGGAAAGAGGCAACGGUGCAUAAAGCUUUUUAG